Toxorhynchites rutilus septentrionalis is the source of this 1216-nucleotide messenger RNA. Its product is annotated as microfibril-associated glycoprotein 4-like. Lineage: Eukaryota; Metazoa; Arthropoda; Insecta; Diptera; Culicidae. The record is from RefSeq and is a predicted model, not a curated record. Bases 25 to 1101 code for a protein of 358 amino acids. The transcript has 2 exons.
AACUGUUUAGCUGUAGAAAUCACAAUGUCCUUUGUGGCGAGUUUUUCGCUCAUAACCAUACUGGUUCAAUUGGUAUUGUCCUCGGAGGUGAUUUCCAAAGAGGCGGAUGUAAGUUCCAGCAAUGGUAGUGCUGGAUUCGGGUUCGAGGUAUUACUCAGCAAAUUGGACUACUUAGAGUACAAAUUUAUGGAACUCGAAUACGAAAUUAAAGAGCAAAAUGAGCAAACGAUGCGGAACCAGGCCAGGCUGGAAAAGUCCCACGAGGGAAUGACGUGGAUGAUGUCCCGACUGGAUCAGGCCGUGGGUCAAAAUUUUACCUCGAUUUUGGAUCAAUCCUGGCGGAUUUUGCAGCAGCAAAAAAGUUGCUCCAACCAUGAAGCGCUGAGGAAUGAAAUCUUCAAACUGAAACCAAUCAAAGGUCCGUCCGAUAAUGUGCGCGUGCUGUUCGACUUGCACCAGUUCAAAACCAGAGGCCCAUACGAAUCGUGCAAAGAAGAACCUAGCAAAGCUUCAGGAAAGUAUCUACUUCAACCAUUCCCCAGCGAAGAACCGUUUGUUGCUUAUUGUGAGCAGACCAAGUUCGGCGGAGGUUGGCUUGUUAUUCAGCAUCGAUACGACGGUUCGGUGGAGUUUUUCCGCAACUGGACCGAAUACAAGAACGGCUUCGGUGAGCCAGAUAAAGAAUAUUGGAUAGGAUUGGAGCUCUUGCACAAAUUGACAUCGCCGAAAACCUACCAAUUGCUGGUGGAACUGGAAGACUAUAACGGGGACUACAAAUAUGCCAAAUUCUCAGAUUUCGAAAUUGGCACUGCAGCAGAAAAAUAUAUGUUGAAGAAAGUGGGGACUUACACCGGAACGGCAGGCGAUUCUAUGACGUAUCAUAAAGGAAUGAAGUUCACUACGAUGGACGAUGACAACGAUUUGAGUGCAACUAAUUGCGCCGGGGUUUGUACGGGGGCUUGGUGGUACAACAAUUGCCACCACAGCAAUCUGAACGGAAGGUUUAUGAACGCGAACGAUGUGAAAUCCGUGACGUGGUACCACUUCAAGAAUGCUCAUUAUGGUCUGAAAUAUACAAGAAUGAUGAUUCGCGCGUUGUGAUGAUUAUGUACUUCUGCAGGUACUGAAAAUCUCGUAGAACAUAUCAAAUAUAUCGGAUCUUAAAAUGUUGAAUGAAAUUUCGUAAUCAAUAAACGUAAAUACUGUUGGACUGAUA